ACACUGGUGAUAAAGCAGAGGAUGACUUCCGCUUCCAGUAGCAGCGCCAAGAAUCUGUUCAGCGAUUCCAAGCGCCGCCUGGCCGACCGGGUUGCCGUCAACGUUAACAAUGCCUCCUCGGUGGCCCGGCAAAUCGUUCGUGGUUCCAAGUCGAAUGAAAUCCUCAUGCAGGCGGCCAAGAACUUUGCCUAUCACGAGAGCACCGUAGACAACAGUAUUCAGAAUCUGAAAAAGAUGGAAAUCAUCUUCCAGCACUUGAACUACCAGUACGAGGCAAUCCAGCAGGCAGCGGAGAAGCUGGAAUACGUGGAAGAGCAGGUGAAUGCCAUGGAAAGAUGAUACGGCUCGGGGGGCGGUGCUGAAGGAUAUUACUGAUAAUCUCGAUUCGAUUCGACCAAUAAUGAUGAUGGCUGAUGAUUAUUUUGAUAAGCCU
Messenger RNA from Ochlerotatus camptorhynchus, 433 nucleotides. It is a transcript of the gene BORCS7, whose product is annotated as BLOC-1 related complex subunit 7. The transcript is spliced from 2 exons. Lineage: Eukaryota; Metazoa; Arthropoda; Insecta; Diptera; Culicidae. The coding region runs from base 22 to 339 and encodes 105 amino acids. The record is from RefSeq and is a predicted model, not a curated record. Gene Ontology annotation, cellular component: BORC complex.